Molecule: messenger RNA, 2564 nt
Organism: Indicator indicator
Lineage: Eukaryota; Metazoa; Chordata; Aves; Piciformes; Indicatoridae
Gene: PAIP1
Product: poly(A) binding protein interacting protein 1
Exons: 11
Coding region: 1-1434 (477 amino acids)
Biological process (GO): regulation of translational initiation
Molecular function (GO): translation activator activity; RNA binding; protein binding
Source: RefSeq, a predicted model, not a curated record
AUGUCGGAGAGUUUCGACCGAACUCCAGGUGCCGGCCGAGGUAGGGGCUGGGCCCGGUUCUUCGACCACGGCGCUGCUCCCCUCGGCGGCGCGGGCGCGUCUGGGAACGGCGGCAGGCUCCACCUCUGGGGCGGUGGUUCCCUCAGCUCAGGCACGGCUGAAGAGUACCAGCACCAAGCGGGCGGCCUCUUCCUGCAGCAGGAACCAUUGCGGCCUCCAAAGACGGCACUGCUGGGCAGCAGAAUCGUAGAAUAUCAGCAACAGACAAGAAUUCCAUCUCAAUCACAAGUUUCAGUUCCUGCUUUUGAGCUAGAUAUGUCUGAACCUCAAUUGCCUGUGGCACCUGUGGUAAUGUCAAAGUUAUCUGCUAAAGCACCCGAGUUCUAUCCAUCAGGAUACAACCAAAACUUCAAUCAGAAUUUUGCAGAUUUUUCCUUUGAAGAUAGAUAUGAUGGCUAUCUGACUUUGGCGGAAUAUGUACAAGACUUUCUAAAUCACCUCACCGAGCAACCAGGUUGUUUUGACACUGAAAUAGAGCAGUUUGCUGAAACACUGAAUGGCUGGAUCACUGCAGAUGAAGCUUUGCAAGAAAUUGUUGAACUCAUCUAUCAGCAGGCCACAUCUGUCCCACAUUUUUCCUACAUGGGAGCACGAUUGUGUAACUAUCUGUCUCAGCAUCUCACCAUUAGUCCACAAAGUGGGAACUUCCGACAGUUGUUACUUCAAAGAUGUCGAACGGAGUAUGAAAACAGAGAUGAAGCUACCAAAGGAGAUGGGACUACUCAAAAACAAUUUCAUGCCUUUGUGUUGUUCUUAGCUGAACUUUACCUUAACCUAGAGAUUAAAGGAACAAAGGGACAGGUAAUGAGAGCAGAAAUCCUUCAAGAAGGCCUUCGGGAGUUACUAAAUGCACUCUUUUCUAAUCCUGUGGACAGUAAUUUGAUAUGUGCAGUGAAACUGCUGAAGUUGACAGGCUCAGUUUUAGAAGAUGCCUGGAAAGAAAAGGGAAAGAACGAUAUGGAUGAAAUGAUUCAGAGAAUUGAAAAUGUUGUGUUGGAUGCAAACUGUAGCAGAGAUGUGAAACACAUGCUUCUGAAACUAGUAGAGCUGCGAGCAAGUAACUGGGGUAGAGUGCAUGGAACUUCUUCGCACACAGAAGCUACCCCUGAAAAUGACCCAAACUAUUUCAUGAAUGAACCAACAUUUUACACUUCUGAUGGCGUUCCUUUCACUGCAGCAGAUCCAGAUUACCAAGAAAAAUACCAAGAGCUGCUUGAAAGAGAGGAUUUGUUUCCAGAUGACGAUGAAAAUGGAACUGAUUUAUCGGGACCUGGAGAUCCGUAUUUUGAUGACAUUGAUGAUGAGAUGGAUCCAGAAAUUGAAGAAGCAUUUGAAAAGUUCUGUCUAGAAUCAGAACAUAAGAGGAAACAAUGAUAUGUUACAUGUUAAUGUCAGUUUAUUAAGCCAGUUUAGAUAUGGUUAGAACACAGGGGGACACAAAACAUUUGUACCAAAAUAAGGAACUUGACUUUCUCCAAGUACUAAAGCUAUACAAUUUCCAUUUUGUUCAACAGAAUCUGCCAAAAAUUGUAAACUUAUGCCCUGUAACUUAAAAUGUUGUGUAUAUAUAUCAUAGUUUAUUUUAUGUACAGGUAUAUGAACAAUGUUUUGGCUGCAAUAAAAAGGAUUUAAAAAUUACCAUAAUUUAAAAUCUAGUGGGGAACUGUCAAGUAAAACUUCCCUUAAGGGAGAAAUGGGGAUAACUUGAUUGAAAUUUAAUUGCUUGUUUGCUUGUUUUGAUAUAUAUUGAGAUUUAUUAAUCCUUUUUGUUAUAUAUACAAGAUACCUGGUAUUUAAUUUUGGGUUUGUUUUUGGCUUUGUGUUCAGUUGUUUUGGUUUUUUCCUAAGAAGAAUAUGAUCCAUGAGUUUGUGAAAGUUUUGGUUUGUUUAAUUUUUUUCUGUUUUAUUUCCUUUUUCUUCCAAAACUCAUAUAGGGGAUGUCCAGAGCUUUUUUCUGGAAUAAACAUGUUGUAUGUUGACAAGUAUUUCUUAAGUCAGGUGCUUUCAGGAUUUUUGGUUCAGAUAAGUUUCAACUUCUACAUGCAAAACAAUACCUUUAAACUUGUAGUCUUGAGGACUACAUGAACAUAGUUCUGGUUUAACACCAGCUUCUCUUGAGUAUAUGCAGUGCUGAAUAUGUUUUUGUUUGUUUUGAAGUAUCUAACAUGUCUAACUUUCCCAACCCUUGUAACUUUCUUUAGUCUUCUGAUUCUACAUAGUUUGAUUUAAUUUUGUAUUUGGAGUAAAUUCACGUGUUUCAUCAAUAUUCUGAAGCCAGCUGCUCUGUUUCUGACCUCAUAUAAUCAUGUUAGUUUUCCUAGGGUACUUCAUUGUUGCCAAACCUGGUUGUACUGUUUCCUGUUAGUGGUUACACAAGUAGAGCCCUUUGGAAAGGGGGGGAAAAAAAAAGAAAAAAACCAAACAAAAAAAGGAAAUAUUUCAUGAAGGUUGGCUAUUUUAAAGAAUACCUUUUGUAAAUAUGCAUGUAAAUAAUUCUGUUAAUA